Molecule: messenger RNA, 11833 nt
Organism: Salvelinus fontinalis (brook trout)
Lineage: Eukaryota; Metazoa; Chordata; Actinopteri; Salmoniformes; Salmonidae
Product: endothelial PAS domain-containing protein 1-like
Exons: 17
Coding region: 548-3154 (868 amino acids)
Biological process (GO): cellular response to hypoxia; regulation of transcription by RNA polymerase II
Cellular component (GO): cytoplasm; nucleus; transcription regulator complex
Molecular function (GO): protein dimerization activity; RNA polymerase II transcription regulatory region sequence-specific DNA binding; DNA-binding transcription factor activity, RNA polymerase II-specific
Source: RefSeq, a predicted model, not a curated record
AUGUACCUACACAACAGAAUGUACAGGGCAAGUCGACUCAAAGGUGUAGACCUACCAGUGACAGUAUAAAACAGCGAAACACUCAGUGUAGGGGGUUGGGUUAUUUAAGGCGGUUCUACACAGCAUUUUCACCAAUCACUGUGGUCAGAUUGACUGAGCGACUGUCAUCGGUCCAGCUGAGGGGAAGAGAGAGAGUACGGUGGAACGGGGAUAGAAGUUUGAGCAGACUAAGGAAACUUUGACAGCAGACCCGACAUUAUCCAACUUGUAAUGUAUUUGUAGGCUAAAGCCUGUGUAUUGUACCUUUAGUUAAUCGGUGAAUAAAUAGGCUGUACAAUCCUUGGCAGUGUUCUGAGACUGUACAGCUGCCAACUGCUUCUGAAGGACAACUUGUUUAUGAAAUGGACUGUGCGUAAAGAGCAAUUUCAUUUUCUCAAUUUGACUUUCAACAUUGCGUCUUACGUUGCUUUAAAAUUGUUGAGAAAGUGGACUGGAGUCGGGACUUUCGGGGAAAUUCCAUUUGUUACUAAACUUUGCAAAAGAAAACAUGACUGCCGAUAAGGACAAGAAAAGGAACAGUUCGGAGCGGCGUAAGGAGAGGUCUCGUGAUGCGGCACGCUGUCGUCGUAGUAAGGAGACGGAGGUGUUUUACGAGCUGGCCAAUCAGCUGCCCCUCCCAGACAGCGUCAGCUCCCACCUGGACAAAGCCUCCAUCAUGAGACUGGCCAUCAGCUUCCUGCGCACCCGCAAGGUCAUCGGUUCAGUCACAGUACGGGUUAAUCGACGUGCCCCAGCUAUUCCCGGCAUGUUGUCCAUAAAACCCUGCCCCAACAGUGCAGAGUCAGAGGAGGACAGACAGAUGGACUCUAUGUAUUUGAAGUCACUGGAGGGGUUCGUCACUGUGGUUACAUCUGAUGGCGACAUGAUCUUCCUCUCAGAAAACGUCAACAAGUUAAUGGGCUUAACACAGGUGGAGUUGACCGGACAAAGCAUCUUUGACUUCACCCACCCCUGCGACCACGACGAGAUUCGCGAGAAACUCAGUCUGAAAACCGGCACUAGAACAAAGGGGAAAGACUUCAGCACUGAGAGAGACUUCUUCAUGCGGAUGAAGUGCACAGUGACAAACCGAGGACGCACUGUCAACCUGAAAUCAGCCAGCUGGAAAGUUCUGCACUGCACGGGCCACCUCAAGGUGUACAACAGCUGCGCCCCUCAUGGGCUGUGUGGGUUCAAGGAGCCUCCUCUCACCUGCCUGGUGAUGAUGUGUGAGCCCAUCCCCCACCCCUCCAACAUUGACACACCCCUGGACAGCAAGACCUUCCUGAGCCGUCACAGCAUGGACAUGAAGUUCACCUACUGUGACAACAGAGUCACUGAGCUGAUGGGCUACAGUCCUGAAGACCUGCUGGGCUGCUCUGUCUAUGAGUUGUACCACGCCCUCGAUUCUGACAGUGUCACCAAGAGCCACCAGAACCUGUGCAGUAAAGGCCAGGCAGUGAGUGGACAGUAUCGUAUGCUGGCCAAACAUGGAGGCUACGUGUGGGUGGAGACUCAGGGCACAGUCAUCUACAACAGCCGGAAUUCCCAGCCGCAGUGCAUUGUCUGUGUCAACUAUGUCCUCAGUGACGUGGAGAACAAGUCCAUGAUCUUCUCCAUGGACCAGACUGAAUCCCUGUUCAAGCCACACAACAUGAAGAGCUUCUUCAGCCAGAGUGGUGCUGCGGUGGCCGCAGAGCCCAUGGAGAUCCUGUUCACCAAACUGAAAGAGGAGCCAGAAGACCUUGCUCAGCUGGCCCCCACACCUGGAGACGCCAUCAUCACCCUUGACUUUGGAAGGCCACCAUUUGAGGAGCCUCAUCCUCCUCUAUACCCCAAGAUGUCUCCCAUGCCCCCCCCGGCCCCUCAGGGCUUGGGUAGUGAUCCCCACAAAUCAUGCCCAGCAGGAGACAUGUCCAAACAAAUGGCUGCCACUUUCUCAGUACCCCAGAACCCCACACCGGGCAGCGCCACCCCCAGCACUGCCCCCCCUAGCCUGAGCAGUUAUUCCACGCCCAGCAGCCCAGGGGAUUACUACAAUGAGAGAGAGAAUGACCUGAAGGUAGAGCUGACUGAGAAGCUCUUUGCUCUCGACACAGAGGGGCCCAAGAGCCCUGGGAGCACCCAGUCGGCCCUGAGUGAUCUGGACCUGGAGACCCUGGCGCCCUACAUCCCCAUGGACGGAGAGGACUUCCAGCUCCAUCCCAUCAUUCCUGAGGAGGUGCCUGGAGGCCCAGAGGGGGCCACUGGCCCACUGGGCCACCUCACCACACAGAAUAGCUUCAGCAACAUCGCCAGCCUCUUCCAAAACCUGAGAUCCCCAGAGUCUGACCACUACCAGCCCGCCAAGUGGGCCCCAGGAGACAAGAGAGGCCCCAACCACAGCCAAAUGAGCCCCAUGGACUCCAGGCCUACUCUGCCAUACACAGGCCCCACACAGAUCCCCCCCUACCACGCCCCAGCCAGUACACGUCUGUCCUCCGUGGGUGGACAUCAGAACCUGCAAUGGCCCCCAGAUCCUCCGUUAAACUGUCUACUACAGGUGAACUCCAUGGGCAGAAGCCACUCAUGUCAGAACAUGCCAGUCAACAUGAUGCACAAGCAGAGGUCAAUGGAGAACUUUGUCCAGGCCUACAGAGACAUGAGUCCCACCAGAAUCGCCAUAGCCAACAACGUCAAGCGCUCCUUCACACAAAUGGCAGUGGGUGACUCCACCCUCAGUACGCCUUCAAAGAUGAUGAGGAAUGAAAGCUAUGCCAUCAUGGACAGAUCUCUCAGCACCAGCUCACUGGAAGUUAAAGGUAUGUGCAUACCUGGGGGUGUUGGCAAGUGUCUCAGUCCCCUUCAGCAGCACAGGAAGUCCCAGUAUCCAGGAUGUGUAAAUGGUACAUCCAGAAAAUUCUUCCCCAAACAGUGUUGCAACUACAAAGAAUACCGUAUGCUGCCCUCCUCCAAAACAGAGGGGGUUGCCAGUCGGCUGUUGGGCCCAUCCAUUGAGACCUAUUGUCUGCCAGAGCUCACCCGCUACGACUGUGAGGUCAACGUCCCUCUCCAAGGCAACCUGCACCUGCUGCAGGGCAGUGACCUGCUGAGGGCCCUGGACCAGGCCACCUAGACCCAGCCCUAUACACCCUACUCCCCUACCCUACCCUGGACCAGGCCACCUAGACCCAGCCCUAUACACCCUACUCCACUACCCUACCCUGGACCAGGCCACCUAGACCCAGCCCUAUACACCCUACUCCACUACCCUACCCUGGACCAGGCUACCUAGACCCAGCCCUAUACCCCCUACUCCCCUACCGUACCCUGGACCAGGCCACCUAGACCCAGCCCUAUACACCAUACUCCACUACCCUACCCUGGACCAGACCACCUAGACCCAGCCCUACACCCCCUACUCCCCUACCCUACCCUGGACCAGGCCACCUAGACCCAGCCCUACACCCCCUACUCCACUACCCUACCCUGGACCAGGCUACCUAGGCCCAGACCUAGAGCCCCUCCCAACUUUACCCUCCCCUACCCUACCUAGAUAUAUCCAUCUUCAACCCCACCUCUACCCACCCUCACCCUCAAUAGCCUUAGCCAAUACACUUUAGACCUCUCUACAACCCUGACUGAGGCCUCAGCCAAGCCCCCACCCCUGCCCCAAAGACCUAGCACAUUCAACAUACAGUUGAAGACGGAAGUUUACAUACAAUUAGGUUGGAGUCAUUAAAACUAGUUAUUCAACCACUCCACAAAUGUCUUGUUAACAAACUAUAGUUUUGGCAAGUCGGUUAGGACAUCUACUUUGUGCAUGACGCAAGUACUUUUUCCAACAAUUGUUUACAGACACAUUAUUUCACUUAGAAUUAACUGUAUCACAAUUCCAGUGGGUCAGAAGUUUACAUACACUAAGUUGACUGUGCCUUUAAACAGCUUGGAAAGUUCCAGAAAAUGAUGUCAUGGCUUUAGAAGCUUCUGAUAGGCUAGUUGACAUCAUUUGAGUCAAUUGGAAGUGUACCUGUGGAUGUAUUUCAAGGCCUACCUUCAAACUCAGUGCCUCUUUGCUUGACAUCAUGGGUAAAUCUAACGAAAUCAGCCAAGACCUAAGAAAAAACAAUUGAAGACCUCCACAAGUCUGGUUCAUCCUUGGGAGCAAUUUCCAAAAGCCUGAAGGUACCAUGUUCAUCUAUACAAAAAAUAGUAUGCAAGUAUAAACACCAUGGGACCACGCAGCCGUCAAACCGCUCAGGAAGGAGACGCUUUCUGUCUCCUAGAGAUGAACAUACUUUGGUGAGAAAAGUGCAAAUCAAUCCCAGAACAACAGCAAAGGACCUUGUGAAGAUGCUGGAGUAAACAGGUACAAAAGGAUCUAUAUCCACAGUAAAACGAGUCCUAUAUUGACAUAACCUGAAAGGCCGCUCAGCAAGGAAGAAGCCACUGCUCCAAAACCGCCAUAAAAAAAAGCCAGACUACGGUUUGCAACUGCACAAAGAUCGUACUUUUUGGAGAAAUGUCUUCUGGUCUGAUAAAACAAAAAUAAAACUGUUUGGUCAUAAUGACCAUUGUUAUGUUUGGAGGAAAAAGGGGGGACGCUGGCAAGCCAAAGAACACCAUCCCAACCGUGAAGCACGGAGGUUGGCAGCGUCAUGUUGUGGGGGUGCUUUGCUGCAGGAGGGACUGGUGCACUUCACAAAAUAGAUGGCAUCAUGAGGGAGGAAAAGUAUGUGGAUAUAUUGAAGCAACAUCACAAGACAUCAGUCAGGAAGUUAAAGCUUGGUCACAAAUGGGUCUUCCAAAUGGACAAUGACCCCAAGCAUACUUCCAAACUUGUGGCAAAAUGGCUUAAGGACAACAAAGUCAAGGUAUUGGACUGGCCAUCACAAAGCCCUGACCUCAAUCCAAUAAAAAAAUGUGUGGGCAGAACUGAAAAAGCAUGUGCGAGCAAGGAUGCCUACAAACCUGACUCAGUUACACCAGCUCUGUCAGGAGGAAUGGGCCAAAAUUCACCCAACUUAUUGUGGGAAGCUUGUGGAAGGCUACCCGAAACGUUUGACCCAAGAAAAAAAAACAUUUAAAAGCAAAACUACCAAAUACUAAUUGAGUGUAUGUAAACUUCUGACCCACUGGGAAUGUGAUGAAAGAAAUAAAAGCUGAAAGAAAUAAUUCUCUCUACUAUUAUUCUGACAUUUCACAUUAGUGAUCCUAACUAACCUAAGACAUGGAAUUUUUACUCUGAUUAGAUGUCAGGAAUUGUGAAAAACUGAGUUUAAAUGUAUUUGGCUAAGGUGUAUGUAAACUUCCGACUUCAACUGUAGUACUACUCCUCCACACCUCACCUCGCCCGACCAUACCAAGCCCCAUACGACCCUGUUCCAUCGGCUAAUCCUCCUCUUCAUCCAUCCACCCUACUGCCUCUAUGUAUCAUUAGAAAAACAUGUGUUUUCUAUUUUUGUCAACUUUAUCAUCAUAAAGUGUAUACCACAGGAGGCUGGGGAGGGGAGGAGAGGUCAUAAUAAUGGCUGGAAUGGAAAUCAUGUAAUGGUAUUAAAACACAUAGAAACCAUGUGUUUGAUGUGUCUGAUAAUUCCAUUCCAGCCAUUACUUACCAUUCUCCCCAAUUAAGGUGCCACCAGCCUCCUGUGUUAUAUACACAUCAUUUUUAGUUCUGAGUCUAUUCCUGUUUCAUUGAUCUCAAGGUCUAUGUUGUUCCCCCAGUUGUGUGAUCUGUAGCAGGGGGAUGUCAUACUUUUCCUCUUUCACCGUCUCUCCCCCUAUGUCUGUCUGUCUGUCUCUCUCCCCCUCUGUCUGUCUGUCUGUCUGUCUGUCCAUAUGGCGCUGUUACAGACAAAUUAACAAACACAACCGUCUAAAAUCUGGAUGGUACAUUAUCUACUGUAAGCAUGAUAUCUGGGGUUUUCCUUCCUUUUCCCUUACUGUCUACCUUCCUUCAAUCCCAUUGACCUAGUCUGUCUCUCACUGCCUUUGACUGGUGUCUGUUUGCAUGUUUUUCUCUGGAUAGUUACAGUGCUUGUCAGGCCAUGAAGUUGAUUGGUAAAAUCAGAGCAUGCCUUUACAUUGGGAAAAUAGUUCUACUUUUGGUGCCUUUGUUAUGGCAUUAGAGGUCAUAUCGGGAUUAGGGAGACUUUGGCCUUGAUCACAAGAGGCUGGUGAGAGGAGGACAGUGCAUAAUAAUGACUGGAAUGAAGCUAUUGGAGUGGUCAAUACCAUUCCAGCCAUUACUAUGAGUCCGUCCUCCCCAAUUAAGGUGCCACCAGCCGUCUGUGGUCUAGAUUCAAUCAUAUCAAACGUUAACUGGCUAUAGCUGACACCCGCAUAAAUCACCUGCAAAUUUUAUUGGUCACAUAAACAUAUUUAGCAGAUGUUAUUGUGGGUGUAGUGAAAUACCUGUGUUCCUAGCUCCAACAUUGCAGUAGUAUCUAACAAUUCACAACAAUACACACAAAUACAAAAGUAAAAGAAUGGAAUUAAGAAAUGUAUAAAUAUUAGGACGAGCAAUGUCGGAGUGGCAUUGACUAAAAUACAGCGGAACAUAAUACAGUAUAAAGAUAUGAAAUGAGUAAAGCAGUCUUUAAACAUGAUUCAAGUAGCCAGUGAUUCCAUGUCUAUGUAUAUAGUGCAGCAGCCUGUAAGGUGCAGGGAUGAGUAACCGGGUGGUAGCUGAUGCUUUGGCGGUGUCGGAGGGUUAACUGCGUUGGAGCUGUCAACACAGAGUGGCUGCUGGUCAUUGUCAGGAAGACCCACUCGUCCCACUCCCGUUAGAAGUUCAGAAGAAUAAAGUGUAUUAUAUAUAGAAAUAAUGAUGCUGAAAUUAUGAGGGUUUCUAUCAUCCUAUUAGUGUAGAUUACAUCUCACAUUCCAGUGUUAGAACUUGUAAACAAAGCUGCAAGGGAUUUCUCUUAAUGUGACUCCAUGCAGCCAAUGGCAACGUCCGCUUUAGGUAUAAUGACAGGAGCUGCGUGUGGAUUUGACAGCUCUAAUGCAGUUCCACCUCCAACAUCACCAGAACAACUGCUAUGCGGGUGUCGGCGAGCACAGAUCUGAUAGAGUUUAGCCCUUAGUUUAAGAGAUGAGGCUAUUGACAUUCAGGCAGUUGUUUUGAAUUCCUGCUCUUUCUUCCUGUCUCUUUCUCUUUUUUAAAGGUAUUUGUCUUUGUGUGCUAACCCCUUUAACAUUUGACUUUAGCUUUGUACACACAUAUACAGUAGAUUUAAAGACAUAAGCUCGAAAGUUUCUACUAUAAUGUCAAGAUAGUGUUUUAGUACUUUGUCUUAUCUACCCAGUAGAUACAGAUUGUAUUCCUGUGUUUUAGAUGUUACUCCAUAGUGCUGGGGUCUUUUUUUGUACAAGUAUAAUUAAUUUUUUGGCAGGCCAGUAGUGAUCUGUUAUUGCGCUUUAAAUAAAAGAAAAAAACUUGAGAGAAAAAAACAUGAAAGAUACACAGUACCAGUCAAAAGUUUGGACUCCCCUACUCAUUCAAGGGUUUUUCUGUAUUUUUAUUAUUUUCUACAUUGUAGAAUAACAUGAAGCAGGUUGAGAGAAUGCCAAGAGUGUGCAAAGCUGUCAUCAAGGCAAAGGACGGCUACAAGAAUCUAAAAUCUAUUUUGAUUUGUUUAACACUUUUUUGGUUAUUACAUCAUUCCAUAUGUGUUUCACAGUUUUAAUUUUUAUUCUACAAUGUAGAAAAUAGUUUUUUUUUAACUUGAAUGAGUAGGUGUGUCCAAACUUUUGACGGGUACUGUAUAAUUUAGAAUAUUGUAAACAAAUGAAAUUGACACAACGUAAUCUCUUUCAACAGAAUCUAAAUAGGUGAUGAUGCUUUAUGUAUAGAUAUAAAGUCAUCUCUUUCAACAGUAUCUAAAUAGGUGAUGAUGCUUUAUGUAUAGAACCAUCAUUUGUAGAGGAAUCUUUAUAUGUUUAUUGGAUCCACUUUUAUUAACACUGUAUUUUGAUGUUGUUUAUUUUUCUUGCUGACAUUGUCUUUAAAGGUGAUUUAUAGCUCCAACAGGAUUGGGAUAGUGACACAUUUGUUGUUGUUUUAGCUCUGUAAUCCAGCACUUUGGAUUUGAUAUAAUAUAUAAUAUAAUGAGGUCAAAGUGCAGACUGUCAGCUUCAAUUUGAGGGUAUUUUGAUCCAUAUUGGGUGAACCGUUUAGGAAUUACAGCACUAAUUGUGCAAAGUUACAGAUACACAAAUAUCAUACCCCCUCCAAAAUUAUAACCUCCCUUUUUAUUGUAAUGUGAGAGGUUAGCAUGUCUUGGGGGUAUGAUAUUUGUGCAUCUGGAAAUUUCCCACUAAUCAUUAUUCACAAUUAAUUCAGGACUAUUCGUAAUCAUGGUAGCAUCCACAUUAACGUAAACGUGUUUAGACACAUAUUCUAUAAUUAUUUACAAUAAAAGUGACUCCAAAAUUACACAGUACAUUAUUUAGCAUUAAUUUCUAUUGCGCACAAAAUACUCUGAAACACAACCAAAAUAAACAGCAAAUGCAUCCAACAAGUUUGUAGAGUCACAAGCUUGAUGUAAUCAAUGCAUGCUAGGAAUAUGGGACCAAAUAUUUAACUUUUGACUACUUUAAUACUGCCCAACCAAGUAAAAAGGUAGUAACUGCUCAUAGCGUGGAACUGAGAAAAAUGUAUUUUAUUUACCUUGGUUUCAAAGUAACAUUAUGCAGUUACUGCUAACAUGACCCCCAUUUUCUCCAGAACACAAUACAAUAGAGGCAGGAUACUUGUCCACAUGAUUAAGCAUGUAUUUAAUGGAGCAAAAAUGACAUUAACUCUUUGCUUGGUAGGGCAGCAUACACAUAUAAGUGAAUUUGUCCCAAAACUUUUGGUCAACUAAAAUGGGGGGGACUAUGUUCAAAAAGUGCUGUUUUCCUAAACGGUUCACCUGAUAUGGAUGAAAAUACCCUCAAAUUGAGCUAACAGUCUGCACUUUAACGUCAUAGUCAUUGUAUUAUUUUCAAAUCCAAAGUGCUGGAGUACAGAGACAGAAUAACAACAACAAAUCCACUGUCCCAACACUUUGAGCUCACUGUAAUUUGCCUUAACAUUGCCUUAAGGUUGUCUCAAUGUUGACUCAGCCCAGUGUUAUGCCCUUCAAAUGCACAGAUUGUCUCUGUAAACAUAGACGUCCAAUAAAACCCACACUAUGCAAAUCCUGAUGUUUAGCUUGGAGAGCCCCAGCUUCAGAUCCGGUAUUUUGACUAUAUGUAAUUAUGUUGAGUAUAUGUAAUUAGUCCAGUGUAGACCUCCCCUAGUUGUGAUAACGAGAUAUGUUUUGAGGAGACAAUUCUAGAAGGAUAAAGAAUCUGAUUCACUACGUCGACCUACAGAUGUGGUCAAAUAUAUUGUCACCCUUGCACUUUACAAUGGAGUGCAAUGGAGCAGAAUGUUGAAUGGCUAUUUUUACCCUGUAGGCACCUGCAACUUACCACAGGUUAAAUAAAUUACACAGUAAUCGAGAAUCAUUGCCUCCAACCAAAUUAUACUGAACAAAAAUGUAAAUGUCAAAUCAAAGAUUUUACUGAGUUACAGUUCAUAUAGGAAAUCAGUCAAUUGAAAUAAAUGAAUCAGGCCCUAAUCUAUUUAUUUCACAUGACUGGAAAUAUAGAUAUGCAUAUGUUGGUCACAGAUACCUUUUUUUUUUUUUAAGUAGGGCGUUGAUCAGAAAACCAGUCAGUAUCUUGCCUCAUGCAGCGUGACACACAUCCUUUUCAAAGUUGAAUCAGGCUGUUGGUUGUGGCCUGUGGAAUGUUGUCCCACUCCUCUUCAGUGGCUGUGUGAAGUUGUUGAAUAUUGGCAGUAACUGGAACAUGCUGUCGUACACAUCAAUCCAGAGCAUCCCAAACAUGCUCAAUAGGUGACAUGUCUGGUGACUAUGCCGGCCAUGGAAAAACUGGGACAUUUUCAGCUUACAGGAAUUGUGUACAGAUCCUUGUGAAAUGGGGCUGUGCAUUAUCAUGCUGAAACAAGAGGUGAUGGCAGCGGAUGAAUGGCACGACCAUCGUUCUCAGGAUUUAAUGUGGGUUUGGGUAGUUCAAUAAGAGGCUGUAAUGUGGUGCAGAGGGUGUUAAUCAGUGAGGGGGAUAUGUCUAUCCUACUUCGGUACAACAUAAUUUCAUUGAAAUGAGGUGGAAACAAUGUUGAUUCAACCAGUGUGCCCUCAGUGUGUGAAAACUUUAACAACCAACCGUCAAUAUCAAAUACUCAGGCACUUCCCUUGACCGCUUGGUAGCACAUGUUUUGUCAAUACCAGUGGAGGCUGCUGAGGGGAGGACGGAUCAUAAUAAUGGCUGGAAUGGCAUAAAACACAUGGAAAUCAUGUGUUUGAUGUUUUUGAUACAUUUCCACAUAUUCCGCUCCAGCCAUUACCACGUGCCCGCCUUCACCAAUUAAGGUGCCACCAACCUCCUGUGCGUCGAUACACAAAUCUCAAAAUCAAAACGGUUGAACCUCAGAUGAUUUCUGUGUUAGACUCAGUAAUAGUUACAUGUAGAGCAAUGGGUGGCAGAUACGUGUUGAAACCUUUUGAGACGUGUUGGAACAAAUGGUGAUAGAGCUAUGAGACAGAGACAGAAGUGAGACAGGGAGCUGAGGGACAGAUAGAGAGGGAAUUGUGACUGACAGAUAGAGAGGGACUGUGGUGCUGAACUGUGACUGACAGAUAGAGAGGGACUGUGGUGCUGAACUGUGACUGAUGCACUUAUCUCUCCACGCUACUUCACACAGUAUUCAGCUCAUCGCUUUCUCUCCCUCCCUCUCAGUCAUCCUCUCUCUCUUUCCCUCCCACGUUCAAUUUUAGGAUCAGCCCUGUCAAGUUUAGCUAUCCUGUCAACCUUAGAACAUUUUAGACAAGACGUUGUUUCCACUGUUAAUGGAAAUAUAGACACCGUGAGUUUCUCCAAAGACAUGAGAAAAUAAGCUCCUUGUUGUCGUUGAGCCAAAGUGAAUGGAAUGUGGAACGUUUCCUUAAAUUAGCCAUGUUCCAGAUAAAUAAACACAAGGAUGAAAUGAUGGGUGGUAUAAUUUCAUAUAUUUAUUUAUUCUCUGGGAAUGAGGAGGAGGAGUACAUACAUGAGUUACCGUGUGUGUGACAGAUAGUUAGAUCAGACCACUCCGUUAGCUGAAACAUUUCUGGUGUUGGUCCCUAUAUGCACAGAUAUGCAGUAUUUAAGUAUUUAGGUAAAAGCAAGACAAAUUCCAUGCUUUGCAAUUGUGAUUUUACACUUAUUUGAGUUAAAAUCUCUUGUUAUUACUUGAAUUUUAAGCGAUAGAAAAACCAAAGCAAGAUAAAGAUAAAGUUCUCCACCUUGCAGGCCAUGCUUCCGUUCCGGACGGAGAUGAGGCAAGGCUGAGAUGUCAGAUAGAACUGCAGAUGUGAUUUGGCCUAAAUUGAGUUCCGGUAUGUGAGAAGAGUUGGCAAGAGGGAAGUCACAAAAUAACUGCAGAAACAAGGCGUAGCACCAGUCCUAGCUGUAGCUACUGUGACACUUGAAGGGCCCAAAAACGAAAUUUAGCAAUAUGAAUAAUUGAACAAUCUCAGUUCUCAUCCUCUUUAAAGGCAAUAUCAGCAUUCUAGGCUACUAAAUACAAUGAGCGUUGUUUUUUCUGCUUUUAUCCAUUACAUUUUUACAUUUUAUGUCUUACAGUUAUUUUAGAUAAUCCUAUGAUUUAUAUAGAAUUCAUUUUAUUGUUAUUAUUUUUGUUAUUACUGUAUAGGGAAUUUAACCCAAUAAGAUGUAUUUCUGCACUGAUUUCUUAUUAAAGUGUACUGAUCUGCCA